AUGGUGCCAGACAUGAGGUGGAAAUGUGAAGUCAUUUUAGCAAUUUCUAUCUCUGCUUACCUUGCUCCUACUGCUAUCAUAUUAUUCUUCAAGAAGAUGGAAACAGCCAAAGCUAUAGCUGCCCCAUCUGCUUCUUUUAUAUUAUUUCCCUUCUCUUUCCUUCUUGUAAUUUAUUCUUUUUAUUUUUCUCAAGUCUUUCUUAGUUUUUUUUUCAUUCAACUUCUUUCUUGCACUACUUCACACAAUCAUUCUUUUCUACUUGAUGAUUUAUUUCCUUCCCCUUUUUUUAUUUUCCUUUUCCCUGCUUCAUUUUUCUCUUCUCUUUUCUCUAUUUUCUUUCUUUCCUCUGCACUUUCUCUUUUUUUCUUGUUCCUCACACUUUCUCUUUUUAUCUCAUUCCUUCACACACUCUCUUUUUUCAUUCCUUCAUACCCUCUCUUUUUUUCCUAUUCCUUCACUGGCUCAUUUUUUCAUUCUUUUACACUAUUUCUCCGUUUUUACCACUAUUUUCCAUUCUUUUUUUCACAUUCUUUCUUUUUCAAUUCUUUUCUUAACAAUCCCACUGUUCUCUCUUUCCUUUAUACUUUCUUUUUCUCUUAUUCAUUCAUGCUUUUUCUUUCCUCUCUUUCAGUCUCUUUUUAUCUCUUUUUCCUCUGCUAUAUUUUCUUCCCUUUGUCCUUUACAAUUUUUCUUUUUUUUCUCCUUCCCUAUUUUUCUUUUUAUUUCUCUCAUUUUAUUUUCCUCUUUCUCAUGAUUUUUCUUUCUUUUGCUUCAUCCUUCAUUAGUUUUCUUUUCUUUUUCUCUUUCCAUCCUUCCUUUUCUAUUAUUCUUACUAUUAUUCUUUGUCAUUCAUUUCUAUAA
Molecule: messenger RNA, 861 nt
Organism: Acanthosepion pharaonis
Lineage: Eukaryota; Metazoa; Mollusca; Cephalopoda; Sepiida; Sepiidae
Source: the annotation of a GenBank genome assembly